GCAGCAGGCAACUCGAACUCACCAACCAGAUUAUCGUCCACAAACAUCUCUAGGGCGCCCAACGGAAUUCCCCGCCAAUCACCCAAACAUAGAGACUGGACCAAGGUUUUUGACAAUGGACUCGGGCAUGCGGAAAGUAAACGGAGCAACGUGGUAACGUCCAAUCGGUGCCCUGAUCAGGAGAUUCAAACCCCAAUCCGACCGGGGCGGCCAAGACGCAUGUGCUCGGGUGGAAGGAGACAUGGGAUGGGUGCACUGAACGACUAGGAAUGUCCAUGCUAAAUAGACGAUUAAAGUGCAAGCUAACCUCCUUGCAGAAUCCAUGUGGAAACUCACAUGCAAUCUUAAUCAGACAUUCUACUUACGGCUGGGGGUGAUGGAGAAGUAUUCCUAAUAGACACGCUACUAUCCCAUCGGCAAGACUUGAGGCAAACGGGGCUGCCACACACACAGCUACCUGUCUGCCAGCAGCGGGCUCAGCCACCAGUAUUCUGUCCCCAAGUGCUUCGCGAGUCCUUGUUACGACACGAACAGCUGCCACCCUCGGACUGAGGUAGCAUCUGGCAGCUCAGGAACGGGUGUUUCCACCGAAUACGGCAAAGCAUGCGGUACUACCUAUACGUCUGCCUCUUAUUAGCGAGCGGUCGUUCCCGGGGAACGGUUCCGAGUUUGGAUUGAACGCCGAUCGUCUGGGAACGAAGGAGCGCAGCGGUACGGCGGCGACGGGGUGCCGUUUGGGGCCUUCAUCAAGCAGAAAAGGAAAUUCACCCCACGACAGCAGGACCGGCAAGUUGGAGAAGAACGCGUAGGGCGUACGAGGCACGUCUCGUAGGGCGGGUUAGAAGUGCCGCCGCGCGCCGAACGGAGAUGGAGAGCUGGAGCCGAGGGAGCGUUGGGGUCUCGGGGAGAUGUCCAAGCAGCGGCCAAAAAGGGAGUUUGAGGGAGCGGUCGACUUGAGGUCGAUAGGGCAAGACAUUGGCACUCGGGAGUCGAACAGCUGCCGGGAAUCGAAUCGAAUCCCAGGAUACCCCAAGGACGGAAAUGCUGAGGAAACAAGGACGGUGCAGAAGGGAGGCGGCCACGCUGGCAGCACAUAGCAUUAAAAUUAUGGCCAGGCCACCACUACCACUCGUCGUGUGGUGGCGCGCCAUGGUGUGACCACAGCUCUCGGCAAAAUAAUCUGGGCUCCACAUGCCAGGGUGAAAAUUUCGUGUCUAGAGUCGUGACGUCAUAGGCCUAGGGUCCUACAAG
This is a messenger RNA of Gaeumannomyces tritici R3-111a-1, 1251 nucleotides long. RefSeq lists its product as hypothetical. The transcript has a single exon. The record is from RefSeq and is a predicted model, not a curated record. Bases 909 to 1097 code for a protein of 62 amino acids. NCBI's taxonomy places the organism in Eukaryota, Fungi, Ascomycota, Sordariomycetes, Magnaporthales, Magnaporthaceae.